Messenger RNA from Lytechinus variegatus (green sea urchin), 1455 nucleotides. It is a transcript of the gene naa40, whose product is annotated as N-alpha-acetyltransferase 40-like. Gene Ontology annotation, molecular function: histone H4 acetyltransferase activity; histone H2A acetyltransferase activity; protein N-terminal-serine acetyltransferase activity. The transcript has 8 exons. Gene Ontology annotation, cellular component: nucleus. Bases 335 to 1057 code for a protein of 240 amino acids. The record is from RefSeq and is a predicted model, not a curated record. Lineage: Eukaryota; Metazoa; Echinodermata; Echinoidea; Temnopleuroida; Toxopneustidae.
UACAGGUCGAGAGAUGUGUGUACGUACUAGGCCUAGUUCUGCAUUUUUUUAUUACAUUUCCCCCAAGUUUAAUCUUUGGCAUUGCGAAGCGGUUAUUGGACGUCCCUACAUUCUGUAAACGCUAGUAGAAUCUAAGUAAUUGGAACCAGAAUUGAACAGGACUAAGUUUAACGAUUUUGUCAACUGUCGUCAACUUCAUUUCAACAAUUUCCAAAGACAAAGGUCAAAGUCUGGUCUGACUGUCAACUUCGACUGAGCUUAUUCUGCACUGCUGCUAUUUUGUCCUGGCUAAGUAACUUGUUUAACUAAGUUAGAGCAAACUGAACUUCUGACCAUGGGGCGUAAAAGUGCAAAAGGAAAAGAAAAGAAGAUGAAAAGAAAAGAGGAGCAAGCCAGAAUAGCAGCUGCUAUGGUUGUGGUUGAUGCAGCUAAAAAACUUGAAGAUCCAAUGCAAGACUUAGCUCCAUUCAAGAAAUAUAAAGAUCUUGAUCUGACCAUUGAAUGCAAGAAGGUUACUGAACUGGAGAAGGAUGUCACAGACUGGGUAUUCAGUCUAGUCAAGACCAACAUGCAAUCAUUGUAUGAAGACAGUGACUGGGGAUGGAAAGAACGAGAGAAAAAAGAAGAGUUGUUAGAUGAACAAGCCCAAUAUUUGAUUGCAAGAACAGCAGACGAUCAGUUAGUUGGAUUCUGCCAUUUUAGAUUUGAUUUAGACUUUGAAGAUGAAGUCAUUUAUUGCUAUGAGAUACAGCUUACACCUGAAGUGAGGAGAAAAGGUCUUGGUAAAUUUCUCAUGCAGAUAUUAGAGCUUCUUGCAUUCAGAACCAAGAUGAAAAAGGUAAUGGUUACAGUCUUCAAGAACAAUAUUGUUGCAACAAAUUUCUUCAAGAAAGUACUCAAUUAUGAGAUAGACGAGACGUCUCCCAGCAUCUAUGACCCAAUGAACCCUGAAGAGUACUGCUAUGAGAUUAUGAGUAAAACAAUCAAACCAAAGAAAGUCACCAAACCAGUCAAGCCUCAAGGUUAUCUAGCCAGUGGACGGGAGCUCUUAAUGUAAUGAAAAGAAAUUGUAGAAGUAGUAAGUCAUGGUAUGCUGCACUCAUUUGGCCCAGAUUAAAAGAGUCGUCCUUGUAGGUGCAAUUGCUGAGCUGUCAGGUCUCUUUGAUAGAACCGCAGAAAAGUGAAGAACCUUACCAUGAACGACUACUGAUAAUUUGCACCUUUGUGUAUCAUGUUUUGGUACACCAAUAAGUAUGAGAAAUGUGUUCUUGGUUUCCCAGAGCAUUUAUCCUGAAAGUUGAAUGAUGAAGAUGGCGACUGUAUGGUAAAUAGUUUAUUCCUGGCUGCAAAUCGUGAUGAAAGCUAAAUGAAAGUAGUUGCAGUAAAAUGCUGAUUAGGUGAGAAAGUCUGUAAAAUCAAGGUUAAGUAUUACUAUAUCAUCGUGGAUCUAGAUCU